Messenger RNA from Lotus japonicus, 2591 nucleotides. Its product is annotated as histone deacetylase 5-like. The transcript is spliced from 14 exons. Gene Ontology annotation, molecular function: histone deacetylase activity. Gene Ontology annotation, biological process: chromatin organization. NCBI's taxonomy places the organism in Eukaryota, Viridiplantae, Streptophyta, Magnoliopsida, Fabales, Fabaceae. The coding region runs from base 291 to 2228 and encodes 645 amino acids. The record is from RefSeq and is a predicted model, not a curated record. Gene Ontology annotation, cellular component: histone deacetylase complex.
UUCAUCUUCCUCAACCCACCCCACACUCCCUGCAAACCAUUCGUUCAGCAGCGUCGAGCCUUCCUUGCACCUACAGCAGCCACCACCGCCGCGACGCCCUUCCCACGCGUGCACCGCCGCGUUCUCUUCUGCCACAGCCCGUGAGUGCUGUUCACAAGGCUCCUGCUUGUUCGGUAGCAAUUUCAAAGGUAGUACAUAAAGCGAAAACCUGGGGUUUCAAUUUCAAAUUCAAACUUGUUUCAUUUAGACUGAGAGAAGUGAAAGAGUGUUGCAGUGAUUGAGAAGAAACCAUGGAGAGUGGUCAACGGCGUGUGGGUUUACUCUACGACGAGAGGAUGUGCAAGCACCACGUACCAGACGACGGUUACCACCCCGAAACCCCUGAUCGCAUUAGGGUUAUCUGGAACAAGCUUCAAUCCACCGGAAUUACUGACCGGUGUGUGAUUUUGGAAGCCAAGAAAGCUGAGGACGAACAGUUGCUAUCAGUUCAUACCAAAAAACAUGUUGAUCUCAUUAACAAGAUUAGCUCAAAGCUAUACGAUUCGCGUAGGCUUAAGAUCGCGCAUAAAUUGGAUUCUGUUUACUUCAAUGAGGGUUCUUCAGAAGCUGCUUAUCUUGCUGCUGGCUCUGCUAUAGAGGUUGUUAAAAGAGUGGCAAGCAGGGAGUUGCAUUCUGCUGUUGCUGUUGUUAGACCUCCAGGUCAUCAUGCAGAACCAAAUGAAGCCAAGGGAUUUUGUCUGUUCAACAAUGUGGCAGUUGCUGCAUCUUAUCUCUUAGAUCAAAGGCCAGACUUAGGGGUAAAGAAAAUUUUAAUUGUUGACUGGGACAUCCAUCAUGGAAACGGUACUCAAAAAAUAUUCCUGGAUGAUUCUCGAGUUCUAUUCUUCUCCGUUCACAGGCAUGAAUUUGGGAGCUUUUAUCCAUCUAGUGAUGAUGGGUUUUAUACCAUGAUUGGAAAAGGAGCAGGUGCUGGUUAUAAUAUAAAUGUGCCAUGGGAGAAUGGGAGAUGUGGUGAUGCAGACUACAUUGCAGUGUGGGACCACAUUUUGCUCCCUGUUGCCAAAGAAUUUAGUCCAGACAUAAUUAUAGUUUCUGCUGGAUUUGAUGCAGCUGUUGGUGACCCUCUGGGCGGAUGUCGUGUCACACCAUUUGGUUAUUCUGUUCUGUUAAAAAAGUUGCUGCAUCUGGCUGAAGGUAGGGUUGUACUGGUUUUAGAAGGAGGUUAUAAUCUUGAUUCAAUUGCAAAAUCAAUGCAUGCCUGUUUGGAAGUUUUGCUAGAAGACAAGCCUCUUAUUGGAUCCUCAGAGGCCUAUCCAUUUGAGUCUACAUGGCGCGUCAUUCAAGCGGUUCGGCAGGAGUUAAGUCCCUUUUGGCCAACACUUGCCUGUGAAUUACCACAAAAAUUAAUUAGUCAAAUAGCACCACCUCCGGAUUCUCUUAUUUCAAGCUCUGACUCAGAGACUGAGGAUGACAAGGGCCAAAUCAAUUCAGAAAAACUUGCAGAGCUUCUUGAGGAUGUUAUAAAACCACUUUCCAAGCUGAAUGUUGAUGCAGAUGAAGAGACUGAUGCUUCUAGUUCUUGGCGAUCAGAGUUGUCAAAUGUUUGCAUAUGGUAUGCCUCAUAUGGAUCAAAUAUGUGGAAGUCAAGAUUAUCUUGUUACAUAGCAGGUGGACAGGUGGAAGGUAUGCAGAAGCACUGUCCCGGUUCAGUAAACAAAACUCUGCCAAAGGAGAUCCUGUGGAAGACUUUCCCUUGCCAUAUAUUUUUCGGUCGCGAUUUCUCCCGUUCUUGGGGUCCUGGAGGGGUUGCGUUUCUUAAUCCUGAGAGAAACAUGCAGCACAGCACCUACUUGUGCCUGUACAAAAUUUCGCUAGAGCAGUUCAAUGAUAUUUUAUUUCAUGAAAAUGGUUUAAGCCUUAAUGCUGGUUCACCUUUAUUUGAUACAACUACCCUGAAUACUAUCUCUGUCAAGGAGUUCGAUUCUCAGGAGAUUGUCAAGGGUGGUUGGUAUGGUAAUGUCGUCUACUUAGGAAAGGAGCAGGAUAUUCCAAUAAUUACCAUGACGUGUUCGCUUCAUGAUAUUGAGCGCUUCAAAUCUGGAAAGCUACCAUUGCGUGCGCCGAAUAAAGCAUAUGCCAACACCUUAAUAAAAGGGUUGGUGGAGGGAGAGCAGCUUUCAGAGGAUGAAGCCAUCGCUUACAUAGAAGCUGCUGCUAAAUCACUAUGAUUUGCAUAGGCAUGUCAUUGGCUUUGGGUGUAAAUCUUCUAGAGCAGCUUACUGGUAAUAGUUAAAGUAUUUUUUUGUCCUAGAUAGCAAAACCCUAUGAUGGUGGUGUUUCAAGGCUUCAUAUUUUGCGCAGUUUUGUGUAUGCCUCGUGCAUCGGCUGCUUUUUAUUUGCUUCAGUGCUGGUGCCUUUAUUGCAUCAUUUGCAUGUAUAUUUAUUUUUAAGGGAUUGCAUGUAUAUGUAUAUUUAUAUUUUGUGAGUGAUACCAUUUGGUCCCGUCAAAGGACAAACUCGUUGACAUUUGGUCUGUAACUAUUGAAGAUUUGAAGCCAAGAAAUGUCUAAAUGACUGAAUUAAAACAUAAA